GUCCUACUAAGGAAUGUUGGCAUGAAGGGCCAGAAGACAGUCUUUUUAAUCACGGACACUCAGAUUAAAGAGGAAGCUUUUCUAGAGGAUAUUGACAGUGUGCUCAAUACUGGAGAAGUACCUAACAUUUUUGCAGCAGAUGAGAAACAAGAAGUGAUGGAGGGUGUUCGUCCUAUAGCUCAGGCUGGCAGUAAACAUGAUGAACUUAGUCCCUUAGCUCUGUUUGCUUUCUUUGUGAAUCGCUGCAAAGAUAAUCUUCAUGUUGUAGUGGCCUUUAGCCCUAUUGGAGAUGCCUUUCGAAAUCGCUUGAGACAGUUCCCAUCACUCAUCAAUUGCUGUACCAUUGACUGGUUUCAGCCAUGGCCUGAAGAUGCCCUUGAACUUGUAGCUGUGAAAUUCUUAGAAACCCUGGAGCUUACUGAGGUUGAACGACGAGAGAUAGUUCCAGUCUGCAAACACUUUCACACUUCUAUUAUGGAUCUUUCAGAAAGGUUCUUGCAAGAGUUAAGACGGCAUAACUAUGUUACUGCUACCUCUUAUCUUGAACUUAUUGCCUCAUUUCGACAGCUUUUGACUACGAGGCGACAAGCUGUCAUGAAAGCAAAACAACGAUAUGUGAAUGGGCUUGACAAAUUAGCUUUUGCUGAGUCUCAGGUUGGUGAAAUGAAAAUGGAGCUUGUUCAAUUACAGCCCAAAUUGGAGGAAGCUAAAAUUGAAAAUGCACAUAUGAUGCAGAUUAUUGAGAUAGAGUCUGCUCAAGUGGAAGCAAAAAGAAAGUUUGUGAAACUAGAUGAAGAGAUAGCCAGUGGAAAGGCUGAAGAAGCCCAACUUCUGAAAAAUGAGUGUGAAAGUGACCUAGCUGAAGCGAUUCCUGCCUUGGAAGCAGCUCUGUCUGCACUGGAUACACUAAAGCCAGCUGACAUUACAAUUGUGAAAUCAAUGAAGAAUCCUCCAUCUGGUGUUAAACUAGUUAUGGCUGCUAUUUGUGUCAUGAAAGAUAUAAAACCAGAAAAAAUUUCAGAUCCUUCAGGAACUGGAGGCAAGGUAUUUGAUUACUGGGGACCCAGCAAAAAACUUCUGGGAGAUAUGAAUUUCUUAAGAGAUUUGAGAGAAUAUGACAAGGACAAUAUUCCAGUGACUGUUAUGCAGAAGAUUCGUGGUGAAUACUUAACAAACCCUGAAUUUGACCCUCCUAAGGUUGCUAAAGCUUCUUCUGCAGCUGAGGGUCUGUGUAAAUGGAUCAUGGCUAUGGAAGUAUAUGACAGAGUUGCAAAGGUAGUGGCUCCUAAGAAAGCCCGCUUAACAGAAGCUCAGAAGUCCUUAGCUGAGACAAUGGAGCUUUUGAAUCAGAAGAGAGCAGAAUUGGAAGAUGUUGAACAUCAUUUGGAAAAUUUACAAAAAAUAUUUACUGAGAAGACUGAGGAAAAGGCUCGUUUAGAAGACCAGGUGGAACUUUGUGCUAAGAAACUUGAAAGAGCCUCAAAACUAAUUGGAGGACUAGGUGGAGAAAAAUCAAGGUGGUCUCAAGCUGCAGAUGACCUUCAGAUAGCAUAUGAAAAUUUGACUGGUGAUGUCUUAGUAUCAGCAGGAGUAAUAGCCUACCUUGGUGCUUUCACUUCUGGUUUUCGACAAACAUGUACAGAAAGUUGGAGCAUGUUGUGCAAGGAGAAAAAAAUCCCAUGUUCAGAGGAGUUCUCACUGAGUAAGACUCUGGGUGAUCCCAUAAAAAUUAGAGCUUGGAAUAUUGCUGGAUUACCAACAGAUGCUUUCUCCAUAGAUAAUGGAGUGAUUGUUAAUAACUCCAGGCGUUGGCCCUUAAUGAUUGACCCCCAGGGUCAAGCCAAUAAGUGGAUCAAAAACUCUGAGAAAGAAAAUCAGCUAAGUGUUAUUAAGCUAUCAGAUUCAGACUAUAUGAGAACACUGGAAAACUGUAUUCAGUUUGGAACUCCGCUUCUAUUAGAAAAUGUUGGUGAAGAACUGGAUCCAUCUUUGGAGCCUUUACUACUCAGGCAAACUUUUAAACAAGGUGGCAUUGAUUGCAUCAGGCUUGGUGAGGUCAUUAUUGAGUACUCCUUUGAUUUCAAAUUUUAUAUCACCACAAAAAUGAGAAAUCCACACUAUAUGCCAGAGCUGGCUACAAAGCUGUCUUUGCUCAAUUUCAUGAUAACUCCAGAAGGACUUGAAGAUCAGUUACUAGGUAUUGUUGUUGCAAAGGAGAGGCCAGAAUUAGAAGAGGAAAGAAAUGCUCUUAUUCUUCAGUCUGCAGCUAAUAAGAAACAGCUAAAAGAUAUAGAGAAAAAAAUUUUGGAAACACUGUCAUCUUCAGAAGGGAACAUUUUAGAAGAUGAAAGUGCAAUUAAAGUCUUAGACUCUGCUAAAAUGAUGUCCAAUGAGAUAACAAAGAAACAGCAGAUUGCAGAAAAAACAGAACUCAAAAUAGCAGAGUCUCGAGAAGGCUAUCGACCCAUUGCUAAACAUUCGUCAGUAUUAUUUUUUAGCAUUGCAGACCUGGCUAACAUUGAUCCAAUGUACCAGUAUUCUCUCACCUGGUUUGUGAACCUUUAUAUCAACUCUAUACAUGACAGUAACAAAUCCAAAAUCUUGGAGAAGCGCCUACGAUAUUUAAAUGACCACUUCACUUACAACUUAUAUUGUAAUAUAUGCCGAUCACUAUUUGAGAAGGACAAACUGUUGUUUUCCUUUUUAUUAUGUACCAAUCUUCUUCUGGCAAAGAAAGAGGUUGACCACCAGGAACUUAGGUUUCUUUUAACUGGAGGAGUGAGUCUUAAGAGUGCUGAGACAAACCCUGAUCCAACCUGGUUACAGGAUAAAAGCUGGGAGGAAAUUUGUCGAGCUAGUGAAUUCCCUGCCUUCAAAGGACUCAGGACACAUUUUUGUGAAUAUAUAAAUGAAUGGCGGGAAAUCUAUGACAGUAAAGAGCCACACAAUGCUAGAUUUCCUGAACCAAUGGAUCAGAGGCUAAAUGAACUGCAAAAAAUAAUAAUUCUUCGGUGCUUGAGACCUGAUAAGAUAACUCCAGCUAUAACAAAUUAUGUAACUGACAAACUAGGGAAAAAGUUUGUAGAGCCUCCGCCAUUUGAUUUGACAAAGAGUUACUUGGAUUCAAAUUGCACCAUUCCCUUAAUUUUUGUGCUGUCACCAGGAGCAGAUCCCAUGGCCAGCCUACUGAAAUUUGCAAAUGAUAAAGCGAUGUCUGGAAAUAAAUUUCAAGCUAUUUCACUGGGACAGGGACAAGGACCAAUUGCAACAAAAAUGAUUAAAGCAGCAAUAGAAGAAGGAACUUGGGUUUGCCUACAGAACUGUCACCUUGCCGUCUCCUGGAUGCCCAUGUUGGAAAAGAUAUGUGAAGAUUUUAGCCCUGAAGUCUGUAACUCAUCCUUUAGGCUUUGGCUCACAAGUUAUCCAUCUCUAAAAGCAUGGGAAAAGUUGCUGUUCGGAGUUUGUUUUUUUCAUGCCCUUGUACAAGAGAGAAAGAAAUUUGGUCCUCUUGGUUGGAAUAUUCCAUAUGGAUUUAAUGAAUCAGACUUACGCAUCAGUAUUCGACAACUACAGUUAUUUAUAAAUGAAUAUGACACAGUUCCAUUUGAAGCUAUCUCUUACCUGACUGGGGAGUGUAACUAUGGAGGAAGAGUGACAGAUGAUUGGGACAGACGUCUCUUGUUAACCAUGCUGGCUGACUUUUACAAUUCACACAUAAUUGAAAACCCUUAUUAUAAAUUUUCUCCCAGUGGAAAUUAUUAUGCACCUCCCAAAGGCACCUAUAAUGAUUACAUUGAAUUCAUUAAGAAACUCCCAUUUACUCAACACCCUGAGAUAUUUGGAUUACAUGAAAAUGUUGAUAUCUCCAAAGAUCUUCAACAAACGAAAAUCCUCUUUGAGUCCUUGCUCCUCACCCAGGGAGGCUCCAAACAGACAGGCUCCUCAGGAAGUACUGACCAGGUUCUAUUAGAAAUUACCAAAGAUAUUCUCAAAAAGCUACCAAAUGAUUUUGACAUUGAAACAGCCCUAUGGAGGUAUCCUGUGAGAUAUGAAGAGAGCAUGAAUACUGUGUUAGUACAAGAAAUGGAAAGAUUUAACAAUUUAACUAAAACUAUACGUCACACUCUACGGGACCUUGAAAAAGCUAUUAAAGGCGUGGUUGUAAUGGAUUCUGCAUUGGAGGCACUCUCCAGCAGUUUGCUUCUUGGGAAAGUUCCAGAAAUAUGGGCCAAACGAUCAUACCCAAGUCUUAAACCUCUAGGAAGUUACGUCACAGAUUUUCUAGCCCGGUUGAACUUUUUACAGGACUGGUAUAAUUCAGGAAAACCUUGCGUGUUUUGGCUCUCAGGUUUCUUUUUCACCCAAGCCUUUUUAACUGGAGCUAUGCAGAAUUAUGCCAGAAAGUAUACCAUCCCUAUUGAUUUACUAGGAUAUGAAUUUGAGGUUAUUCCAUCUGAUACAUCUGAGACAGAACCAGAAGAUGGCGUUUUUAUCCAUGGAUUAUAUCUCGAUGGAGCACGCUGGGACAGAGCAAGCUUCCAUUCCUUUUUGAGCACUGACUGUAAGAAGAUAGUUGAAACAAUAGAGACAGGUAAGGAAGAUGCAUUGUCACACUUGACCGAGUGCCAUUCUGCUUUUGAUGAAGCAGAUGAGAUAGGCUGGCUUCCUCUGCAUAAAGCUGCAGUGCAAUUAAAUAAGAACAUUUUGGAAAUAACCCUGAAAGCUUCAAAACCCAGUGUGUGGGAGCAAACCACCCACAAUGGUGAAACGCCACUUUUUUUGGCUGUCAGCAAUUGCCUCUUAGAAAACGCCAGUUUUCUUCUUCUCAGUGGCUGCAAUCCGAAUGCCAAGAAUGUCGAAGGCAAUUCUCCUCUUCUUACAGCUGUUCUACAGGACUCCUACGAUACGGCCGCCUUGCUGAUCAGCCAUGGGGCAGAUGUCAACCUGCGGUGUGCCAACGAGAGGACCGCUCUCCACGAAGCAGCCAAACUGGGCAGACAGGACAUGGUGAAGCUAAUGCUGGUUUCCGGGGCUUAUCCGGAUCUGCAGAGCUCCUAUGGAUUCACUCCUCUUGCUCUCGCUGCCCAAAGUGGGCACACUGAAAUCAUGAAAAUAUUACUGCAGAAAGGAGCUAAUGCUCUUGGUCAGGCCUCUGACUCUUCUUCCAUCUUACUUGAAGCUGCAAGUGGAGGAAAUCCAGACUCCAUUGCUCUCUUGCUAGAGUAUGGAGCUGAUGCCAACAUCCCNGAAUGCUUCAUCUUCACAAAAACUACUUGUAAAAGCACUUUGAAAUUCUUUCUCAGAGCUCUACAGAUUUUGGUUCCAGUUACGGAUUUUGCAGCCAUUAAGCGGAGUGGCAUUAGUCCGGUUCACUGUGCAGCGGCAGGAGCACACCCUAAAUGCCUGGAACUGCUCAUCCAGGCUGGAUUUGACGUAAAUUUCAUGCUAGAUCAGAGAAUUCGCAAACACUAUGAUGACCACAGGAAGUCAGCUUUGUAUUUUGCUGUAUCAAAUGGUGAUCUCCCUUCAGUUAAGCUGCUUCUGAGUGCUGGAGCUCUGCCUAACCAAGACCCAGUUAACUGCCUCCAGAUAGCCCUGAGGAUGGGCAAUUAUGAGCUGAUCAGUCUGCUGCUGCGGCAUGGGGCCAACGUAAAUUACUUCUGCAGAGUCAACCCUUUACAUUUCCCAUCAGCACUGCAAUACACACUGAAAGAUGAAGUCAUGCUCAGGAUGCUACUGAAUUAUGGAUAUGACACAGAGCGAUGCUUUGAUUGUCCUCAUGGAGACAAAGUUCAUCUUUUCUACACCUUUGAAGGCUGGACACCGACAGUUAUCAAAGAUACUAUGUUCUGCGAAGUAAUAACUUUGUCGUGGCUACAACAUCUCUCUGGAAAGGUUGUUCGAGUAAUGCUUGAUUAUGUUGAUCAAGUUCAAAUCUGUUCAAAGUUGAAAGCUGUGCUCCAAAAACAGGGGCUGUGGUCAGAAAUCCAUAACAUCUUAACAAACCCUCGCUCCCUAAAACAUUUGUGCCGUCUAAAGAUCCGGAAGUGUAUGGGACGUCUGCAUUUGCGCUGCCCUGUGUUCAUGUCAUUUCUUCCAUUACCCAAUCGUCUAAAAGCCUAUGUCCUUUACAAAGAAUAUGACCUCUAUGAACAAGGAGCUUUUACAGGAACCUGGUAAUCAAACAGAUGAAAUGGACAACAAACUGCCCCUCACUACUGGCUUGGUUUGGUCUACUGGAGGCAGCUAUCAAGCGACUUUGUUCUUCUAAGUCCUAGUGGA
Hipposideros armiger (great roundleaf bat) is the source of this 6282-nucleotide messenger RNA. Its product is annotated as dynein heavy chain 7, axonemal-like. Gene Ontology annotation, biological process: microtubule-based movement; intracellular signal transduction. The transcript is spliced from 37 exons. The annotation marks the transcript as partial. Lineage: Eukaryota; Metazoa; Chordata; Mammalia; Chiroptera; Hipposideridae. The record is from RefSeq and is a predicted model, not a curated record. Gene Ontology annotation, cellular component: dynein complex. Gene Ontology annotation, molecular function: dynein intermediate chain binding; dynein light intermediate chain binding; minus-end-directed microtubule motor activity.